Molecule: messenger RNA, 3306 nt
Organism: Dinoponera quadriceps
Lineage: Eukaryota; Metazoa; Arthropoda; Insecta; Hymenoptera; Formicidae
Gene: Hcs
Product: biotin--protein ligase
Exons: 17
Coding region: 149-3130 (993 amino acids)
Biological process (GO): protein modification process
Cellular component (GO): cytoplasm
Molecular function (GO): biotin--[biotin carboxyl-carrier protein] ligase activity
Source: RefSeq, a predicted model, not a curated record
AGUUCCUCGAUUCUGCGCUUUACCUCAGUCCUCCAAGGAUCAAGACCGAAACGCGGUGUUCCAGGUUUAUGUUUUCAGAAUUAACUCUCUCUCUCUCCCCCCCCCCCUAUCUUUCCGUGGCAAGGAUUUUUCAGUAAACGAGAUUAGGAUGUUCUUAACAAUUUUUUACAUGAUGGCCACAUUCCUGAAAUCACGAUCAACAUCAAUUUUGAGAAAAUAUUUCCAUACUAUUUUCAAAAGAGAGAAUGAUUCUUCUAUUUUACUCUAUUCUAAGUUGCCUAGAUAUGUAUCCCCAACAGAAGAUAUACCAAAGGAAGGAAUACAGAGUGCAUUUAACGAUAAUAUUCUAACUCCCUCGGAAUAUGAGAAAUAUUUUAUUAAGGUACCCAGACUUGGAGAAUUACUCUUUCAAGAGGGAAAUAUAAAAUUAUACACGAUAUGUCCUCAGCAACAAAUUGGCAUAUCAGGCUGGCUGGCCUGUGAGAAGUUCUUGUUUCCCUUUUGUGGGAAUGGUAGCUGUCAGAUUUUAAGUGCAUCUGAUAAUAUGCACAUUCUCGUUGAAGCUGCUUUCGGAGCACGUGAAGUUCAGGCCUCAACAAUCGCUGCGAAACUUGAAGAUUACGGUCUAAUCACGGCAUGGACAGCAAAUCCAGAUAGCAUUGAUUUUAUUUUAGAGACAGAUAUCGAUCAUAUCACAAACUUCAUGAUUGCGAUCGUUGGUGAACAAUAUUACAUUAAUAAUAGGGUAUCCUUCACGUGCAUACAAUCUGUAGCAGUAUCGGGGAGGCCAUGUAGUUAUAAUAUCGAAGACCCGAAUUCAUCUUCAACUGCGAAUGCGGUAAAUGCGAUGCAGAUAGAUUGGGAUACUUAUGUUGAGAAAUUAAUGGCAUUAAGUGAGGCGGCUCAAGAAGCCAGCAGGAAGCAGAUACCUCAAAAGAUCACCGGAUACGAUGUGUAUCCGCAAAAUGAAGAGACAGACGCUGAAAAAACAUUACCGACUACUCCUGUAGAGUCUGUAAAAAAAUCGAUAGAUCUCAAUGAUACUGAAAAUGACACCGAAACGUCAGAAACGUCUCAUUUAAGAUCGACUACCGAUGAUAGAAAGAAGCACGACCUAGAGUCUUCGGUAACCCCAAUUAAUGCGAGUGCCCCGUCGAAAGAAGCACAUACUGCCAGUAGUGUGACGAAAGGUCCCGGUGCUUCGGCAAUAGCUCAAUCAUACGACGCUAUGAAGAGAAAAGACAAUAUAUUAUCGAGCACGUCUAAUGAGAUUUCUACCAAAGAUACGUACCAAAGCAAAUCAACCGUAGAAACUAGGAAUCUCCAAGCUCCUUUCACAUUGAAAGGAGAUGAGAAAUCUAGUGGGAUCGUUAAACCACCAAACGUAGUCAUUUAUGCAGAUAGUCCAGACGCCAUCAACAAUGUAAAGACUGUACUAGGGAAAGCAUUAGAUCCAGAUCGAUACAUUAUCUACGCGUUAUCGAGAGAAACCGCUUGCUCCAACGUUUGGAUAGAUCAAGUUGCUUUAGUCGUUAUUUGCGGCAACGUCGAUUCCGAGGUGAAAAUCCAGCUCGUCGAAUACGUCGUACGCGGAGGUAAACUCCUGGCGUUAUGCUCCGACAUGCUUCACACUUUGCUGCCGUCGUUCAAGACCGCGGAGGUGCGUGAAAGUGAACUCGUUUAUUUUUCCUACGGUAAAUGGAAGCAUAUGCGUAUGAUGCAUCACAUAUUUUGCUAUCACGCGUCCCCCGUGCGAGCUCGUUUCUCUCAAGAUCAGGAAGACAUAAGAGCACCCGGACUGAAUCCCCCGGCUUCGACCAGCGUCAAAGACAAGAAAGGGAAUUCGCAUUCGUUUAAUGUGAAAGUACUGGGCACGGAGGAAACGUGGCACAAUCCGAGUAUACUGCUCGCCACUCUGGCGAGCAGCGGUGGUAAAGUGGUGUUCUCGCAAAUUCACCUCGAGGUGGAUCCAACGCAAUACGAGUACGAGGAGGAUAAAUUCAAAGCGCUCAAGGAGAGUAACGCCGCGCGUUUGGAGAUAAUCAGCGAUCUGCUGAGCACGCAUCUGGGGAUGCAAACGAGUCAAUCCGCUGCUCAAGCAGACGUUCAGACAUACACUCCGGCAUAUUUCUUAGGAAGAUACGAGGACAAGAUUGAACUACUCAAGAAGCUGAAGCCUAAGAUGCAACCGUUUGACUUACUGAAGAUGUCGCGAUUAAGCAUCCAGUUUUGCUCAAAGUUCAAUGAAUUACAAAGAAUCGCCCCGUCAGCAUCUUGCCUUCCUAUUUUGAUACAUGGCUGCCCGGAUAACUUUUCCACUACAAAAUACUUCGAGAGACUCGACACAAAGAAAAUGGGUCGCUUGGUGAUUUAUGCGGACGUCCUGACGUCGUCUAUGCAUGUAACUGACUGUACUUCGUUGGAACAUGGACUAGCGGUUAUUCCACGGCAGCAAACUGAAGGCCAAGGUCGAAGCGGAAAUUUAUGGCUCAGCCCGAUUGGUUGUACCAUGUUUACGUUACAAAUGCACCUCGACAUGAAUUCAGUCAUAGGAGGUUGCAUCUCAUUAAUUCAGCAUUACGUUGCUGUGGCGAUUGUACACGCUAUAAGAUCAAAACCAGGAUAUGAGAAUAUUAAUCUCAGAUUGAAAUGGCCUAAUGAUAUAUAUAUCGGUAAUUCGAAAAUCGGCGGCCUUUUGGUAAAAACAAAAAUAGACAGUACAAAAUGUAUUUGCGAUAUCGGUGCCGGUAUAAAUCUUUCUAACAGUAAACCAACAUUGUGCAUUAACACUGCAAUUCAAGACUAUAAUCAGAAGCAUGGUACAAAUUUGCUAACGUUUUCGUACGAAGAAUUCGUAGCAGAAGUAUUUAAUUGCAUUGAAUACUUAGUAGAUAGAACUGUAUAUCCGGAAGAUACGAAGUUCUUCUACGAACUUUAUUAUAAAUAUUGGUUGCACGAGGAUUCCCACGUAACGGUGGUAAAACAAAGCGGAGAAACUGAAAAUGUUGUGAUUAAGGGUAUCGACGGUUUCGGAUAUCUAUUGGUAGAAGAUGGCAAGGGCAAAAGAUUUUCUCUUCAUCCGGAUGGGAAUACGUUCGAUCUUCUUAAGGGACUAAUAUCACCGAAAUAGAGCCCUCUGUGACACUUGUGAUCUGUUAUUAAUGUCGUGUUGUAAUUAAUAUUUUUAUGUUGUGCUUAUUAUUAAUCGUUGUUGAAAAUGAUUCUUUAUCAAUGCUAGAUAAAAUUUAUUCACGAGAAUUAUUUUUCAAAUAUUUACUAUGUACAUAUAUAUAUAUGUUCCUAAAA